UAAAUAAAAUUGGUUCAGAGACCACCAAAUUCCAAUUCAGUAAAAUAGAAGAUCAGUUGGUGGAUCUGAAUUCCAUCCCUUAAAUUGCAAGCGGCAAUGGACGCACAUUCUUUCGAAAUGGGCGAUGAGAAUAAUGGCGAUGUUAUAUUAAGGAUAAUCUGCGCCAACGGUGUUGAAUAUGAGGGUAAUCCUAUUUAUCUACAUUCUCAUGUUUUAAACAAGUCCAAGUUUUUUCAGGCUAGGAUCUCUGAGCGGUGGGUUUUACACAUUUCGCCUCCUGAAAUCAAAUUAACUGUCCUUCCCAAUGGCGUUGCUGAGAAUUACAUAAAGUGUAUUCGCCUCAUGUAUUCAUCCUAUAAGGGAAAAGGUCUUCACUUUUCUAGUGUAAAUGAUGCCCUAGAUAUUUUUCCCAUUGCUUCUGAAUUACUUUUUGAAGAGGGCAUCCAGGCAUGCAUGCAUUAUCUAGAAGCAGUUCCUUGGACUCCUCAAGAAACACUCAAAAUCAAGUUUUUAUUAUCAUCUCUGCAGGUAAGUGUUUCUUCCGAUUUAUCAACCAGACUUGGAAUCUCCAAAUCCUCGUUUAAUGGAGAGUUAGAGCUCUUAAAAAAAAAAUUGCCGGAAAUGUUUUCUACCAUCUGGAAAAAUCAAUCCCUUAUGAUAUCUCUGAGUAGUAUGCGGCUUACAAUCGAGCAACACCUGAUUGAAAAUUUCCAAGGGAAUGCAUUGCCCGCUGUGCAAGAUGUAUGUAGAGACGCAAUUAUGAAUGAAUUCAGUGUCAAAAUUGAGUGUAUUAAGAAUGGUCAUGGUCAUGAUUCGGUUACUGAGAACCUGUUGUGGCUAAUAGACCUUACUAAGCUUUGCAAUAUUGGAAUAUUUGAAAUUACAUUCAAAAUGUUUGUGGAAGAUUCACAACUAGCUAACAUAUUACUUCAUCAAUACAAAAUCCGAAGUGUUUCCUGUUCAUAUUCAUAUUCAAGUUAUUUGCUGCAAAUUUUACUCGAUAGGUAUACAAAGGGUUUGAUAGAUGGGGAUAUAAUUGUUCCCAAGUCUUCCCGAAUUUGUUUUCUGAGAAUGUGGGUACCAGUUAUGGCAUAUCAUAUUUGUAAUAUGGCUGGUACCUCUUCCGGUUCAUAUGGUUUACCUCAGGGAUACCCUGAAAAAUUUGUUAGGGGUGUUACUAAAGUGGUAGGGACCCUUCCUCUUGAUGACCAGAAAGCACUAUUUAUGUUUUGGGCAAACCCUUUGGAGAUAUUUGGAAACCAGGGUAACCCUUUUGAGACAUUUGGAACCCGGGGUAAGGAAACUUUUCAGUGGUGGAUGAAUGCAAUAUGGUUAGCAGUGACGAAUGUAAAUGGCAAUGGUUUGAGGACUGAGUGAUGGAGAAUAAACAAUUAAACAUGACUUUGAAUUUUGGUAUGUGGUUUCUUGUUAAAUUGUUGCAGGGCUGAUUAAUGGAAUAUGUCACCAUUGGAGGACUUGUCAACUAAAAUUUUGUGAAACGAAGUUGGAGAUGCAUAUCAACCAUGCAGAAUCUUUAAAGAAUUUUUGGGCUGUGUUACUGGUUGCUAUUAAGAAAAUGAAGAGGAAUUAUUCUUCCUCGGAAGUGUGUAUGAGUCUACGGGAGUUGAAGCUGACUGUUAUGAGACCUUGGAAUCAAAGCAUGGACUGCUAUAUACUGAUUCAGACAAGUAACCCUAUUAAAGAGCUUUGUGGCAUAACCCUUUGGAUGUUCUAUAAUAAUAUCUUCAUACUGAUAUUUCAUUGAUAAAUUAUAGACACGGCUUUAAAUGGACUUUUGAUGAUUAUGAAUAUGGACCUUGAUCUUGGACUCAAGAUGCUUUGUUCUAGAUCCUUUGGCUGAUCAUUAAUAACUCAUACGUUUGAAUCUGGUCCUUUUGACAGUGAGUUGGAAUCAUUGUAUUUUGCUCUGCUCACUGCCCAUUAAUGACUGUUAUUGUGUAUGCUUUGUGAUUGUUCAUUGGUUGUUCAUACUUUUGAUACUAUCUUUGAUGUUGAUAAGGCUGCUCUAAGACUGGUGAAAUU
Molecule: messenger RNA, 2043 nt
Organism: Cryptomeria japonica (Japanese cedar)
Lineage: Eukaryota; Viridiplantae; Streptophyta; Pinopsida; Cupressales; Cupressaceae
Product: BTB/POZ domain-containing protein At1g63850
Exons: 3
Coding region: 97-1377 (426 amino acids)
Source: RefSeq, a predicted model, not a curated record